CGGGACAUUUUGUUUGUUGGUGCCCCACAUCAAGCCCCAGCAGCGCGUCGGCGCGUACAAACCCACCGACAACCAUCCUCGAUGCGGUCAUAGGCGCCAUCCACGACACUCUGCCACCAUGAGCGCGCUCUCCCCGGCUGAAGAGGCGCAGUUGAAGGCGCAGCUACAAAAUGCCGUAGAGUCGUGCACGGCGCGUUGUCUCUAUAACUCGGCGAAGUGGGCUGCAGAACUGCUCAACGCGCUCCCCGCCUCGGACGACGAUGGCUCGGAUACGGACAUCGAUUCGCCCAUGUCUGGCCACACCCCGCCGCAGACGCCUGCACAUGUUCCCAAGGAUGCCACCGAGCAGCGGCUGGAGGCGCGGGAAGCACACAAGUUCCUCCUCGCCAAGACACUGUUUGACUGCCGCGAGUACGAUCGGUGCGCUGCUGUCUUCAUUCCGGUGCCCCUCCCCAGGGGCGCCGUGCUGACGACCCACUCGUCACCGGCAAAGGCGAAGAGCACACCCAAGGGCAAGGCGACGGCCGCCGCAUCGACCGUCCCUGACUCGACCGCCGAGAUUGUCGCAGGACUGAGCCAGAAGGCGCUCUUUCUCGCACUAUAUGCCAAGUACAUCGUCGGUGAAAGGCGCAUGAACGAAGACAGCGAGAUGAUCCUGGGCCCCCAUGACGGCGGCGUUGUGCACAACAAAGAGCUGGCGGGUGUGUCCGCGGUACUGGAGCAGUGGUUCGCUGCUCUCCCUGACAGUGGGCGACAGCCACAGGGCUGGCUGGAGUACCUCUACGGCGUCGUGCUUGCCAAGGGGAAGAACGAGAAGCUCGCAAGAGACUACUUUCUGCUGAGCGUGCAGCACUACCCAUACAACUGGGGCGCAUGGCAGGAGCUCACGACGCUUCUCGGCACGAACGAAGAGCUCCAGGAACUUGCACCACAGCUGCCGCGAAACCUCAUGUCGUUCAUCUUCCACAUCACCACUUCACAAGAGUUGUACCAGGUCAGCAAUUCGGUCCAUGACUCGCUCACGCAGAUUCUGUCUAUAUUCCCUGCAUCAGCCUUCCUGAAGACCCAGCGUGCCCUGCUACACUAUCACAGUAAAGACUACCUGGAUGCCGAGCAUAUAUUCUCAGAUCUGCUCGUCACCGACCCAUACCGUCUCGACCAUCUCAACACCUAUUCCAACACUUUGUUCGUUAUGGACCUGAAGCCUAAACUUUCUUUCUUGGCCCAAGUGGCCACUGCAACCGAUAAAUUCCGGCCAGAGACAUGCUGCGUAGUUGGCAACUAUUACUCGUUGAAGUCCGAGCACGAGAAGGCUGUCAUGUACUUCCGUCGCGCGCUCACACUAGACCGCAACUACCUCGAGGCCUGGACGCUCAUGGGCCACGAGUUCGUUGAGCUCAAGAACACUCACGCCGCCAUCGAAUCUUACCGCCGCGCCGUGGAUGCCAACAGGAAAGACUAUCGCGCAUGGUACGGCUUGGGGCAGGCAUACGAAGUCCUCGAAAUGCACUCGUAUGCGUUGUUCUACCAUCAGCGCGCCGCUGCCCUACGACCAUACGACCCCAAGUUAUGGAUGGCAGUUGGCCAGUGCUUUGGCAAGGUUGGGAAGAUCAUGAACGGUAUUCGAGCUUACAAACGUGCUCUAGUGGCGGGUUCUUACUACACUACUGGCGCAGGUUCCUCGUUUGGCGGUGGUGAAGUAGCAUUUGGCGGUGGCGGCCAUCUUGAUCCUGAGGUCCUCUACCCGAUCGCCCUGCUUUACGAGCGCAUUCACAACUACGCGGAGUGUUCCGCGUACAUGGAACUUGUGCUUGAUCAAGAGGAGGGUUCUGACAGUGACGACGCUGGUGGAGAAGGCGCAGGCGGUGUCGGCGUGACAUCAACUACGAGCAAGGCCCGACUGUGGCUGGCCAGAUACGAGUUCGGGCGUGGCAUGUAUCAGCGGGCGAGCGAGCUGGCGAACGAAUUAUGCCAGGACAACUUUGAGGUUGAGGAUGCAAAAGCGCUCAUCAGGGACGUGAGAGCGAGACAGGAGGCACACUAGCCGAUUUCCCACAGAUGCUAUGCAAGUAACGCAUAGUAGCACAUGAAUUACGAUACCCAGCUUAUAGAAAUUUACCACGAUGAAGAAAUUGCAGUCAGUUGCAUUGCAAGGGUAU
Molecule: messenger RNA, 2159 nt
Organism: Boeremia exigua
Lineage: Eukaryota; Fungi; Ascomycota; Dothideomycetes; Pleosporales; Didymellaceae
Product: anaphase promoting complex subunit 8
Exons: 3
Coding region: 119-2044 (641 amino acids)
Biological process (GO): cell division
Cellular component (GO): anaphase-promoting complex
Molecular function (GO): protein binding
Source: RefSeq, a predicted model, not a curated record